Molecule: messenger RNA, 2435 nt
Organism: Drosophila rhopaloa
Lineage: Eukaryota; Metazoa; Arthropoda; Insecta; Diptera; Drosophilidae
Gene: bgm
Product: very long-chain-fatty-acid--CoA ligase bubblegum
Exons: 6
Coding region: 141-2135 (664 amino acids)
Cellular component (GO): membrane; endoplasmic reticulum
Molecular function (GO): long-chain fatty acid-CoA ligase activity
Source: RefSeq, a predicted model, not a curated record
UUCGCUGCCUGCGGUCGUGUGUUCUGCGGUCUCUCGAGUGAAAGAGUGGGAUUAACAAGUACACGGAAAUCGAUUUGCGUGACCGAAGAACUAAUAUCCAAAAAUCAGCGAAACCAAAACUAGUUAAUUAUACUAUCACAAUGACCGAUGCGCUGUACAAUCGCCCUGGCCCCAAUCGCCUCAGGCAGGCGGAGGCCUAUCGCACCACCAACCGCGAGGAUGCCGUCAAGAUCCGACUUUCCAAGGAGGGAAUCGGUGCCGAGGAGCCCAUCUCAGUGCCCGGGUUGCUGAAGCGCACGGUCAACAAUUACGGCGACUACCCCGCCCUGCGGACCAAGAACGGCAAGUCUGGCUAUUACACUGUCACCUACAAACAAUAUGAGGAGAAGGUGCACCAGGUGGCCAAGGCGUUCAUUAAGCUCGGCCUGGAGGAGCACCACUCGGUGGGCGUGUUGGCCUUCAACUGCGCCGAAUGGUUCUACUCGGCCAUGGGCGCCAUUCACGCGCGCGGCAUCAUCGCCGGCAUCUACACCACCAACUCCGCCGACGCGGUCCUCCAUGUCCUGGAGAGCUCGCACGCCCAGAUCGUGGUCGUGGAUGAUGCCAAGCAGAUGGACAAGAUCCACGCGAUCCGCGACAAGCUGCCCAACCUGAAGGCCGCCAUUCAGAUCCAGGAGCCAUAUGCCCCCUACCUGAAGAAGGAGGAUGGCUACUAUAGGUGGUCGGAGAUCGAGUCGAUGAACGUGAGCGACGUGGAGGAGCAGUACAAGACCCGUCUGGAGAACGUGGCGAUCAACGAGUGCUGCUGCCUGGUCUACACCUCCGGCACGGUGGGCAUGCCCAAGGGCGUGAUGCUCUCCCACGACAACAUCACCUUCGACGUGCGCGGCAUUGUGAAGGCCAUGGACAAGGUGGUGGUGGGGGCGGAGUCGAUCGUCUCCUAUUUGCCGCUAUCGCACGUGGCCGCCCAGACCGUCGACAUUUACACCUGUGCCUUUGUGGCCGGGUGCAUUUGGUUCGCCGACAAGGAUGCGCUCAAGGGGACGCUGGUGAAGUCGCUGCAGGAUGCACGACCGACGCGAUUUAUGGGCGUGCCGCGUGUGUAUGAGAAAUUCCAAGAGCGGAUGGUGGCCGUGGCCAGCUCCAAUGGAAGCUUGAAGAAGAUGAUCGCCAGCUGGGCCAAGGGCAUCACGCUGAAGCACUACAUGGUGAGUCAAGGCAAGAGCUCCGGGGGAUUCCGGUACAAGAUUGCCAAGUCACUCAUCAUGUCCAAGGUGAAGCAGGCCCUGGGCUUCGAUCGAGUCCUGACCCUGGCCAGUGCCGCAGCUCCCAUGUCGCCGGAGACGAAGAAGUACUUCCUCAGCCUGGACCUGAAGAUUGUGGAUGCCUUCGGCAUGUCGGAGACAGCCGGCUGCCACACCAUCUGCCUGCCCGAUUCGGUGGGCCUGAACACGAUUGGCAAAACUCUUCCCGGCUGCGAGUCAAAGUUCAUCAACAAGGACAGCAAUGGCCAUGGUGAGCUGUGCAUCCGUGGACGCCAUGUGUUCAUGGGCUACAUCGACAACAAGGAGAAGACCGAGGAGUCGCUGGACGACGACUGCUGGCUGCACUCCGGUGAUUUGGGAUAUGUGGAUGACAAGGGAUACGUCUCGCUGACUGGACGAUCUAAGGAGAUCAUCAUCACCGCCGGCGGAGAGAACAUUCCGCCCGUUCACAUCGAGAACACGAUCAAGAAGGAGCUGGACGCCAUUUCCAAUGCCUUUUUGGUCGGUGAACUCCGCAAGUACCUCACUGUGCUGAUCACCAUUAAGACCGAAGUGGACAAGGAUACCGGCGAGCCAUUGGACGAGCUGAGUCACGAGUCAUCCGUGUGGGUUAAGUCGCUGGGCGUGGAGCACAAGACCAUUUCGGAGAUCCUGGCCGCAGGACCCUGCCCCAAGGUGUGGAAGUCCAUCGAGGAUGCCAUUAAGCGGGCCAACAAACAGUCGAUUUCCAAUGCCCAGAAGGUGCAGAAGUUCACCAUUCUGCCGCACGACUUCUCCAUUCCCACCGGCGAACUUGGACCCACCCUGAAGGUCAAGCGCAACGUGGUAUCCAAGAUGUAUGCUGACGAGAUCGAGAAACUUUACGCCUAGAUUCCUUGCUGGAAGAUGGGAGAUCGAUAGCCGAUAGCCGCGGAACUUGAGCUUUAAUGUGAAUUUGAAUUUAUCGGACUUCCAAGCCAAUUGAGUGCCACUCUUGAUAGGAUAUAGGCUGAUGUUAACUGUUGGAUAUUAUACUUAGACAUUAGCUUGCCUCCGAUUAGGUCCAGAGAUCUUUAAUUAGUACCUAAGUUAUAUUUUGUAUAUGCUACUUGGUUGUACCAACUGAACAAAAAGAAAUUUUUUAUUGUCUGAAGAGCAACAAUAAAUUUAAAACUAGAUUUUUAACUGGGA